Messenger RNA from Didymodactylos carnosus, 1806 nucleotides. The record is from the annotation of a GenBank genome assembly. Lineage: Eukaryota; Metazoa; Rotifera; Eurotatoria; Philodinida; Philodinidae.
AUGAAUCCUACAAUACCUGAGGGCGGUUUGAAUGAUAUUGUUGAGGAUCCAUCGGAAGUGGGUGAUGAAGGAUACAUUGACGAUGAAGAGUUUGAUGAAACAUUACCGGUGGAUGAAAAUAAUGCAACAGCGCUAAGUGACUCGAAAGAACAACAACAUACCCGUCCACCAACAACAAGAUCAUUAAUGUCAUCUGGUCGAUCGUUUACAAAGGAUUAUCGACGAAUUCGACGUAAUCGACCAUUAAUAACUGGUUUAAAAAAAGAUCCAGCAAUUGAGGCAAUUAGAGAAGGACGACAAUCUGUUGUUGAAAACGCCUAUACUCGUUUAUCACGGAAUGCAACUACAGCAGGACAAAGUGGUAGACCAUCACAACAAUUACGUAUGAGCGUCGUCGAUAUAAAACCAUCACAAGGUACAAAUGAUCUAUUAAAUAAUAUUUUAAAUAGACGUCAAUCUGUAGACAGUUCAAAAGUUAUCUCCUCAAUUCAGAAACCAUUGUUAACUUUGCAACAACAGGAUAUGUUUAUGGAUGAUAAUUUCAAUAAUGCGAGCAUUGAUUCAUCAGAUAAAAGCGGUAUUCAAAUAUACGAAGAAACAUGUAAACGUUUGAACGUUGUUUCAUGUUCAAGAAUAAUUCAAAGUUUAACCACAUCAUCAUUAAAUUUGUCUAAUUAUGGCUUGGGAAAUCGUGGUUGUCAAGCAUUGGCAGUUGCUUUAAUUCGUAAUACAACAAUAACAUCAUUAAAUUUAGCGGGAAAUAAUAUUGGUAGUAAAGGCAUGUCAUAUUUAUAUCAAAUAUUAACAGAAAAUACGUUCAUUGAAGAUUAUGAUUUAUCAUAUAAUAAUCUUGGUACGAAAGGUAUUCGAAAAUUAGCAAGUUCAAUGUUAGAGUGUGUACAUUUAAAAUCAUUGAAUAUUGCUGGUAAUGGUUUACACGCGUCAGAUAUCAUAAUUUUGCUUGAUGAGUUGGAAGAUCAUCCAAAUUUAAAAAAUUUAAAUUUGAGUCAAAAUGAUAUUGAUGAAAUGGGUGGAAAAUAUGUAGCAAAAUGGCUAAGUGAUAAUAAUGUAUUGUUAAAUUUGGAUUUAAGUUGGUGCAGUAUUCGAUUGGAAGGUGCAGAAGCAAUUGCCAAUGCCAUCGGAGACAAUAAUAAACUUAUUUCAUUGAAUUUAUCAUACAAUAGUUUUAAUAAUGAUUCGAUUGCUAUAAUUGCUAAUUCAUUAAAACGAAAUGUUACAUUACAACAAUUAAAUUUAAAAGGGAAUCGUUUAACGGCUAAAUAUGAUCUAAAUAUUAGAGAUGAUCCAAAAUUAAUAUUGAAAAUGGAAUUAUAUGAAUUGAUACUAGCUGCAGCAACCAACCAAGCAUUAAAAAUUCUCAGACUUGGUCGUAAUCACAUUGAUGGAAAGUGUUUAAUUUAUAUGUUAGAUAAUUUAUCAAAAUUAGAUAAUAUCACAUUAGAUGAACUUGAUUUAACCGAAUUGACAAUUAAUAAGACUCAAUCAGACAUUCAAUUAUUAUUUAAAGCACAUUCAAAAUUUCGAUGUUUAGUUGGACCUGUAAAAAAGAGUGAACAACAAAUGGCUAAGGAACAAUUAAAUUUACUUAAACAAUAUUGUGAUAAAGAAAAAAUUAGUUUUCAAGAAUUAUUUAUUGGAUCGGCACCAGCGGAAAAUGUAACAAUUACUUAUGAACAAUUUCGUGAAGGAAUAAAGAAAACUCAGAUUCCAUUAAUUCCAUUAGAAAUCGAAGAAUUAAUUCAAUUUCUUGACAAAGAUGAUACUAGUCAAAUUGAAUUGAGGUAG